Messenger RNA from Alternaria arborescens, 1449 nucleotides. Its product is annotated as Kynurenine 3-monooxygenase. The record is from RefSeq and is a predicted model, not a curated record. The coding region runs from base 1 to 1449 and encodes 482 amino acids. The transcript has 3 exons. Gene Ontology annotation, cellular component: mitochondrial outer membrane. Gene Ontology annotation, biological process: NAD+ metabolic process; quinolinate biosynthetic process; L-tryptophan catabolic process. Gene Ontology annotation, molecular function: kynurenine 3-monooxygenase activity; NAD(P)H oxidase H2O2-forming activity; FAD binding. Lineage: Eukaryota; Fungi; Ascomycota; Dothideomycetes; Pleosporales; Pleosporaceae.
AUGACGCAGAAAGUAGUCGUAGUUGGAGCCGGGCCAGUUGGCUCGCUGGCGGCGCUCUAUGCGGCUGUGCGUGGAUAUGAGGUAGAUGUCUACGAACUAAGAGCAGAUCUUCGAGACCCUAACACUACACCACUAAACUUCUCAAAGUCCAUCAACCUUGCUCUCUCUGAGCGAGGUAUACACUCCCUUCGCGAGACAGGACUAUCCGACCUUGCCGAUGCGGUACUGGCGGAAACAUUUCCUAUGCAUGGUCGCAUGAUUCAUAUAAGGAAAAAUGGAGAGUAUGUUCGACAACCGCAGAUCUAUGAUGCGAGAGGAAGAAGCUUGCUGGCUAUGGAUCGAACGGGUCUGAAUAAAACAUUGCUCGACCAUCUGGAGGCCAUGCCGAAUGUAAAGCUCAUGUUCAACCACAAAUUGGUCGGCGCAGACUUUCGAAAGAAGACAGCAUGGUUCGAGCAUCGAACUAAGUCUCCUGAAGAGCAGGGCGACGAGUUCGAGAUCAACUUCGACCUCAUGAUCGGUGCCGAUGGUGCACACUCCGCGGUUCGGUAUCACCUGAUGAAGUUUGUUCCCAUGUCGUUCCAGCAAGAGUACAUUGACAAACUCUGGUGCCAAUUUCACGUUCCUCCCUCGCCCAACGGCGACUUCCGUAUACCUCCCAAUUACCUCCACAUCUGGCCUCAAGAUGAGUCUAUGUUCAUUGCACUUCCGAACCUCGACAAGACAUUCACGUCUACGCUGUUCUUGACUAGAGAAGGAUUCGAGCAGUUGGAUGCAUCUGGAAAAGUCGUCGAGUACUUUGAUGAGAAGUUCCCAGGCGUUGUACCAGAUCUGAUCACGGAAAACGACCUCCGCGAGCAGUACACGUCCAAUCAGCACCUGCCUUUAAUCUCGAUCAAAUGCACUCCAUAUCACUAUGAAGAUUGUGGCGUCAUUGUCGGCGAUGCCGCGCAUGCUAUGGUACCGUUCUAUGGUCAAGGGAUGAAUGCUGGACUGGAAGAUGUUCGCGUUCUGUUUGACUUCAUUGACAAGCAUCCAAACGAUCGGUCCAAGGCCUUAAGAGAAUACACUAAAGAGCGAACUCCCGAUGCACAUGCCAUUAACGAUCUUGCCAUGGGCAAUUAUCGCGAGAUGGCGAGUGAUGUCAAGAAACCGCUAUAUCUAUUGCGGAAGUGGGUGGAAGAGCAGCUCUACCUUUACGUUCCGAGCGCUGGCUGGGCCACUCAGUAUUCGCGUGUCACAUUUAGUAACUUGCGAUACUCCAAAGUUAUCCAAGCGUCCCAAAGACAAGCUAAGAUACUGCACGGGGUAGUUGGCUUAGCGCUUGCUUCUGUCGCCGUCACUGCAUUCUGGUUUGCGAGAUCCGGCGGUGCACAACAAGCGAAGAUGGGAAUUAUGAGGUCAAUUUGCAUAGUUGUACAGAGAAUGCAAAAGCUCACAGAAAGGUGA